AUGCAGAACGAGUGGUUAGACAUAGGAGAUUUUUGCAUUCCACUAGCACUAAAAUGGCGCACCCUAAUUCAUGACUGGUCGCCAGCCUUGCUAAAAUUUUAUCUCAAUGCGUUCCAGAUGACUCUCCCAGAUCAGAGUAAUUUAGUAAGAUGGGGUAAAGGUACCGAAAAAACUUGCUAUAUCUGCGGAAAGGCAGUUGGAACUGCCAAGCAUUUGCUGGUGGGAUGUAAGGUUCUCCUGGACAGCGGUCAAUACUCGCGUCGUCACGAUAGGGUUUUAGAGAUCAUACGUUUUGUGAGAGAGGGCACCAGGGCUAUAAAAUCAAACGUCAAGCCUUACUCUAUCCUUAAAGCGGCUUCGGAUUGGACUAUCAUGAUGGAUACGUAUGAGAAACAAUACAAAAUCCCCGAGGAUAUUUGUGCGUCGGCCUCCAGACCAGACAUAUUUCUAUAUUCGCGUAUUUUAAAGCGCGUUGUGAUGAUAGAGCUUACGGUGCCUUGGGAAACCAACAUCCCCAAAGACCAUGCCAUCAAGGUCAAUAAGUAUUACGAGCUCACUAACGAACUAACUCGAAAUAGGUUCGUCGUUGAUUUGUACGCGGUAGAGGUGGGAGCGAGAGGUAUAACAGCUAAAUCUCUCUAUAACCUACUAAAAGACUUGGGCCUGUCCAGAACUAACAUUAAUUCAUUCUUAGAACGUACGUCGAAGGCAGCCCUAGUAGGUUCUUUUCAAAUUUGUUGGUUAGGUAGGGAGAGGAACUUGGACAGUGGAGUCCGAGAGGGGGGGCGGAAGAUCUGUCCACCGGUCGAUUUAAACGGCGAAAACGGCGCGAAUACGGACUUGAAAUGCCCUACGUGCGGGAAAAAUUACAAGAGACGAGCCUGGUACAUUAAACACCUAAAAACACAUAAUGGUGUUGAAGCGCGACAAUCGUUGGUAAGUUCUUCAAUUAUCACUUCGGAUAGAGUUGACCCUCACGUAUCCCAUGGUGAACCAUUAACUGGAAACCACCAGGAGUCCAUUAACAUCCGGACACGUCUUAGCAUUCCUAACAUGAAACAAUCGACUUGGAAAGUUCACGACGACAAUUUAGCGGUCCUGUUAGAGCAUCCGGGCUCGAAGCAGGAAUUGAACUCGCAGGUAGAAACUUUCCAAAAUACCGUUUAUGACUACUUCAACGAGCAAUAUCCACCACGUAAUCAUUACGCUCGCAAAAAUAAAGAAAAUUCGUUCAAGACAAAAAUGAGGAAGAAAAAACGGGAAUUAAUAAAAAAUCUACGUAUAGCCAAAGCUCUAGGCGACAACCACCUUAGUCAUCAGCUAGCUAGGGCGUUAAGGUCAAUCCUUAAAUUAAUUCAAGGAAUAUCGGCACAAACUGCAGAAUAUCGCGGUAAUUUUGACCGGGCCAAACAGGAAGUUGAUUUUGAUAAAAACCCUUUUGAGUAUUCGAAAACCAUUUUUAAGAAAGAACGCGGACAGCUUCUCUUGACCAACGAUCAAAUUUACGACCAUUUCAAGAGCACAUACGAAGUGCCUAAAAGUGUAAGGCUCUAUACGGAUCCAAACGAACAAAAACCGGAAAUUCCUCAUAUCGAUUUUCACGGCAUACCACCAACGUUAGACGAAAUAAGUAGUCACAUAAAGAGGAAAUCAUCUAAAUCUGCACCGGGCCCCGAUGGUAUCCCAUAUAUAGUCUUUAAAAAAUGUCCAUCGGUUCGUAAACACCUCAUAAAUAUAUACGGCAAAAUCUGGUCAAGGAAGCAAAUCCCGGAGUGUUUCGGGAAAGCAAUUUUUGUCCUCAUUCCCAAAAAAGAUCGAGUUACCGAUCCGAAGGAUACUAGACCGAUAGCCUUAACAAAUACAAUUUCUAAAAUCUUUUUCUCGGUCCUACAAACGAGAAUGACGCGAUUCAUGCUCAGCAACAAGUAUUUUAGGCCAAAUCACCAGAAAGGGUUUCUACCCGGGAUUUCUGGAUGCCUAGAACACAACACCUUGCUGUCGGAGAGUUUGAAAGAUGCUAGAAAAAGCGAGCGGCAAAUUACAGUUUGUUGGAUAGACUUAGAGAACGCGUUCGGGUCGAUACAACACGAGUUGAUGCUAUUCGCGCUUAGAUGGUACAACUUUCCACCCCUAGUUAGAGAUAUGAUCGCGUCGUAUUACUCAAAAUUAAGGUUUUCUAUAAUAACUAAAGAAGGCCCUUCAAAAAGUUUGAGUUAUAAUGUAGGACUGUUUCAAGGUUGUUGUCUAUCUCCAAUUACGUUUAAUAUCGUUAUUAACAUCUUAGUAGACAAAUUAAUCUGUAACGAGAAAAAAUGGGGUUAUCGGUUUAAGUUUAAUAAUAAAUACACGGAAUCUAUUUUAGCCUUCGCUGACGAUCUCGCAAUACUGACACGUCACCCCAAACACUGUCAAGUACUAUUGGAUGAAGUGGAUAAAUUCUGUGAGUGGACGGAUGGAUUGAGGACAAAACCAAGUAAAUGUCACUGUUUGUGUCUUGGUAGGCGGAAUACAAGAUACACCUCAUACGAUCCGGGACUAUCGAUAGGCGGUCAAUGCGUUUCUACGGUUACGGAAGAUGCACCAUUCAAGUUUCUCGGUCGUAAGAUUGAUAAUAUAGGUCGUACUCCAUCUUUAGAAGGAAUAGUAGAUAGCUUUUUAAAUGAUCUUAACAAGGUAGAUAGCCAGCAGAUCAGUAACGUAAAAAAAGCAUGGAUCUACGAUAAUUACUUAACUUCACGUUUGAAUUGGCCUUUCCUCGUCUAUGAUUUUAGUAAAACCCUUUUAUCUAAAUUAGAUGCAGGCGUCAUAAAGAUGUUGAAGUUGUGGCUCGGGCUCGCGCUAACGGCUGACUCAUCGGCUUUAUUCAGGGAUCGUAAUAGUUUUGGGAUGAAUCUAAAAAGACCAUCGGAGCUCUACAAACACCUAAGAGUUUCCAAGAGACAUAUCCUGGGAAAAUCCCAUGAUGACGUCGUUACAUCACUCCCAAAAGACAAUGAUGCCCCAGAGCUAGAGUCACGACUUCAAUUCCAUAAACAAUUUAUGAUCGGAGCGCAAAAUAACAGAGUAGGGUUAGGAUCAAGUAGGAAAGUCCAAGAUACGGAUAUAUUGAAGUCUUUUAUUCGGCAAGACGAGAACGAUAAAUACAAAAUCCAUGCAAUGAGUUUAGAAAUGCAGAACGAGUGGUUAGACAUAGGAGAUUUUUGCAUUCCACUAGCACUAAAAUGGCGCACCCUAAUUCAUGACUGGUCGCCAGCCUUGCUAAAAUUUUAUCUCAAUGCGUUCCAGAUGACUCUCCCAGAUCAGAGUAAUUUAGUAAGAUGGGGUAAAGGUACCGAAAAAACUUGCUAUAUCUGCGGAAAGGCAGUUGGAACUGCCAAGCAUUUGCUGGUGGGAUGUAAGGUUCUCCUGGACAGCGGUCAAUACUCGCGUCGUCACGAUAGGGUUUUAGAGAUCAUACGUGAAGCGGUUAGUCUUUCGGUAGCCAGAGCGCAAAGGGAAAUAACCACAAACGAGCGAUCAAUAGGUUUUGUGAGAGAGGGCACCAGGGCUAUAAAAUCAAACGUCAAGCCUUACUCUAUCCUUAAAGCGGCUUCGGAUUGGACUAUCAUGAUGGAUACGUAUGAGAAACAAUACAAAAUCCCCGAGGAUAUUUGUGCGUCGGCCUCCAGACCAGACAUAUUUCUAUAUUCGCGUAUUUUAAAGCGCGUUGUGAUGAUAGAGCUUACGGUGCCUUGGGAAACCAACAUCCCCAAAGACCAUGCCAUCAAGGUCAAUAAGUAUUACGAGCUCACUAACGAACUAACUCGAAAUAGGUUCGUCGUUGAUUUGUACGCGGUAGAGGUGGGAGCGAGAGGUAUAACAGCUAAAUCUCUCUAUAACCUACAAAAAGACUUGGGCCUGUCCAGAACUAACAUUAAUUCAUUCUUAGAACGUACGUCGAAGGCAGCCCUAGUAGGUUCUUUUCAAAUUUGGUUAGGUAGGGAGAGGAACUUGGACAGUGGAGGUGAGCGUAUAACGCGCUCGGCCAAUCCUGACAAAGCGUCUUCCUCGGCGCGCUUCUCGUUACGGUCAGUUGUCAGUGAAGCAACUGCAGCUGGAGGGCCGCCACUGCGGCUGGAGGGCCGCCACUGCGGCUGGAGGGCCGCCACUGCGGAUGGAGAGCCGCCAUUACAUCCAGCCGCAUUGGUACUCGGUCGAAGUGACAGUGCUGAAACGUGUGAAAAUUAA
This is a messenger RNA of Danaus chrysippus (African queen), 4227 nucleotides long. The record is from the annotation of a GenBank genome assembly. Lineage: Eukaryota; Metazoa; Arthropoda; Insecta; Lepidoptera; Nymphalidae.